GCCGGCCGUUCCGGGAAUGGGCGGAAGUGCGUCACUGCGGCACGCUCACUUCCGGGCAGGGAGCGCGCGGGUUGAUUCGUUCUCCUCGGCCGCUUCAGCCUGCUGCACGGAAAUGGCGGGAUUUGGUGCAGUGGAAAAAUUUUUAGUGGAAUACAAGAGUGCUAUGGAAAAGAAGUUGGCAGAGUACAAGUGUAACACCAAUGAAGCAAUUCAACUUAAAUUAGUUCGCUUUGCUGAAGAUCUCGACAAUGACAGCACAACUUUUAAUCCUGAGUACAGCCAUCAAAUAUUUGGUGAUGAUGAAACUGUCUUCGGUUACAAGGGUCUUAAGAUCAUUUUGUACUAUAAUGCUGGUAACCUGUCAACACUCUUCCGAAUCGAGUAUGCUUCUAAAGUUAGUGAGAAUUUCGACUGUGUAGAGGCAGAUGAUGUUGAGAGCAAAAUUAGAGAAAUCAUCCCUCCAGGAUUUUGUACAAACACAGAUGAUUUUAUUUCAUUGUUGGAAAAGGAAGUUAAUUUUAAACCCUUUGGCACAUUACUCCAUACGUACUCAGUUCACAAUAAGGAAGCAGGAGAAAACAUUACCUAUGAAAUAUACAAGGCUGACAUGACAUGUACAGGCUUUCGAGAAUAUCAUGAAAGGCUUCAGACCUUUUUGAUGUGGUUUAUUGAAACUGCUAGCUUUAUUGACGUGGAUGAUGAAAGAUGGAACUACUUUCUAGUAUUUGAGAAGUAUAAUAAGGAUGGAGCUACGCUCUUUGCGACCGUAGGCUACAUGACAGUCUAUAAUUACUAUGUGUACCCAGACAAAACCCGGCCACGUGUAAGCCAGAUGUUGAUAUUGCCUCCAUUUCAAGGUGAAGGCCAUGGUGCCCAGCUUUUUGAAACAGUUCAUAGAUAUUACAUUUCUUCUCCUAUAGUUCUUGAUAUUACAGCUGAAGAUCCAUCUGAAAACUAUGUGAAACUAAGAGAUUUUGUACUUGUGAAACUUUGCCAAGAUCUGCCUUGCUUUUCUGCAGACAAGUUAAUGCAAGGAUUCAGUCAAGAUAUGGUGACAGAGGCACAACAGAAGCUCAAAAUAAACAAGCAACAUGCCAGGCGAGUUUAUGAAAUUCUCCGAUUACGUGUGACUGACAUGGGUGAUGCUGAACAAUCCAGAGGCUAUAGACUGGACAUAAAAAGAAGAUUAAUUGGUCCAUAUAAGAAAAAGCAGAGAGAUCUUGAGAUGAGAAGAUGUCUCAGGCCUGAAGAGCUGACAAACCAGAUGAACCAAAUAGACAUAAGUAUGCAACAUGAACUGGAGGAAAGUUUCCAGCAACUUGUUUCAGACUACAGGAGGAUAAUAGAACGACUUGCCCAAGCAUAAAGAAUCAACCUUUCUCAUACAGGAAAUUUGAAGAUUUCUAUACAUUGUGCUGUGAAAACACCCUCUUGUGCUUAAUUGAGAAAUCUUAAUGUGACACUUGUAUUUACAUUAAAAGCUAUUUUUUUUCUCUAUUUGAAGAUUUUUCUUCUGGUGGGUUUGGGAUUGUAGGUUCUAAGAUAUUGUUUGUAUUCUAGGAGUACUCACUGCUAAAUAAACCACAGGUAUAGUUUAUGAAA
Messenger RNA from Dromiciops gliroides (monito del monte), 1602 nucleotides. It is a transcript of the gene HAT1, whose product is annotated as histone acetyltransferase 1. Lineage: Eukaryota; Metazoa; Chordata; Mammalia; Microbiotheria; Microbiotheriidae. Gene Ontology annotation, cellular component: nucleus. Gene Ontology annotation, molecular function: histone H4 acetyltransferase activity; histone binding. The record is from RefSeq and is a predicted model, not a curated record. Gene Ontology annotation, biological process: subtelomeric heterochromatin formation.